GCAAGCGCCGCGCGGAGGCCGCCGCGGCCGCGGAGGCCGGCGCGGCGGCAGAGACCGCUGGCACUGCCGCGGAAGCCACCAGCGCAGAGGCGCGGCCGGCCGGCGCGCUACGAGCGGCGGCAGAUGGCCGACGGCGGGGUGGCCCUCAAGCACCCGCUGCUGGGGGAGCUGGAGGUCCCCCCCGGCAAGGAGCCCGACGCGUUCGUGGCCGCCAAGCUGAAGCAGCUGCGGAAAGCUGUCAAGAGGCAGCUCGAGUGGUAUUUCGGAGACGUCAACUGGGCGCGGGAUUCUCAUAUACGGAUGCUGGCCGACGACGAGGGUUUCGUGCAGGUCGCCAGCAUCGCCGAUUUUGACCGCCUGAAGUCGCUGGCGAGCGACCAGGCGUUCAUCUCCGAGUGCGCGGCGGACUCGGACAUCAUCGAGGUGUCGCCGCGCGGGGAGGCCCUACGGCGGCGCGCCGGGGCGGGGUCCUGAGGGUCUCGGUGGGCCCUGGGCUCCCCCCCCCCUCAGCGGGGGGGUCCGCCCCUUCGCUGGGCCUCCGCGCGGGCGCGCGGCUUUUGUUGGGGGGCGCGGCGCGCGGCGCGCCCGCCGGCGUGCGCGCG
Molecule: messenger RNA, 602 nt
Organism: Prorocentrum cordatum
Lineage: Eukaryota; Dinophyceae; Prorocentrales; Prorocentraceae
Source: the annotation of a GenBank genome assembly